AUGGCUUCCAACGGUCAUGACCGCGGAUCCAGCGACGAGAGCGAUAUCGCUAGUCACUCGAUACCCUUACAAGACCUCUCCGGCCCCGAGGAACGAUCGGGACGCGGGAUAGGCAGAGUGGGAAGCCGGCUCUUCUCGGGACGCUCUUUGACAGAGAGAGGACGACCAUACGAAAGAUUAACGGAGGACUCGCCUGUUGAACGGGCAGGUGCAACAGCGCAACCGCCGCCUCCUGAUGGCGCAAAUCAAUUCUCUGUUGACGACCCUGGGGCAUUCGCUGCGGCGAUGUCGUCGGUGGGACUCGGAUUCCACAGUUCUCCGAGCACAUCACAUUUAGGAGGUCAUGGACGAAAUGAAUCGGAGUCCGACAUGGAUUUUGUUCGCAUUGACGACUUUGAUCCCAACGAGGCUGAGACAUACCUCUCCCCCUCCGAGACGUUCCCCGACACAACUCCUUUGACGAGUAUCCGACAUGUACAACCUAUUAGCGGCGCAUCCGCCGCUCCCAGCGCAAGCGGUUCGCGAGAUGACCGAUCAAAAUCACCAUCCGUCCGUUUCGACGAGAGUCAUCUGGGCCCACGGCUUGGUGAUGACUUGCACAAUAUGGAAAGUGGCUACAGCGGGCGACGACGCGGGGAGAGUGUGUCUAGGGACCGUUCCCUCUCCCCAUCAGUUUCCGGGUCCGCGCUCCAGCGCGCAAGUUCCAUGAUGAAGUCCGUCUCCCAGCGUGUUGUGAACCUGAGUAAUGAGCCGGAAAUUGUGGAACAGUCGAUUUUGAGAGAGGAAUCGCACAAGAGCGCGCGCAUGGAAGCCCCGCCGUCGCUUCCUUCGCUCCCGGACUAUGCUUCGGAUGCACCCCCAGCAGCUCCGUUGGACGAACGAACUCCCAGAGAGAAAUCAGCGGACAGGAAGGCAUGGCGAGGGCUAGGCAAUCCGUUGAAGGGAAAGGCUCUCGGGAUCCUCGGACCAGACAAUGCAAUCCGGACGCGGCUGUGCGAUAUACUCGUCCACCCGUUUACGGAGCCCUUUAUUCUCGUCGUCAUUGUCAUUCAGACCAUCCUAUUAACCAUUGAAUCCGCGCAGUCGGAAUGGGAACAGCCACGGUCUACACGCUGGGGCACCACCUGGAUGGACUUUUGUUACUUUGCCAUUUUCAUCAUCUACACUGCUGAACUUAUCGCCAAGAUUAUGGUCUCCGGGCUCUUCUUCAACCCAACUGAAUACAGUACAAUAGACAGGUCUAAAGGUCUAAAGAAGGCGCUCGCCGAGAAGGGAAAAAAUCUCAUCACGCCGCAGCGGCAAUUCUCUACAAAGGCCUCAUCAACCCAACCGGAAAUUCACCAAACAUCCAUUUUACGGACAUUCACGGGUGGAUUAAACCAAAUGGAGCAGCAGCUAGCGGACGAUCCUCUACAGAAACGCCGGAUACGACUUGCCCAUCGAGCCUUUCUGCGGCACUCGUUCAAUCGGUUGGACUUUGUUGCUGUGGUUUCGUAUUGGGUGUCGUUUAUGCUUGCCAUUGUUGGCCUCGAGGCUCCGCACCAGAUAUUUGUUUUCCGUAUGCUCAGCUGUCUUCGUAUCUUGCGUCUCCUGGCGCUCACCAGUGGCACAUCGGUUAUCCUUCGGAGUCUGAAAAAAGCUGCUCCCUUACUCGUCCAUGUUGCAUUCCUGAUCGGCUUCUUUUGGCUGUUAUUCGCUAUCGUCGGCAUUCAAAGCUUCAAGUCAAGUUUCCGCAGGACCUGUGUCUGGGAUGGGACGAGCUUCGGCGUAGAAAACUUUACCUCGAAUGACCCGUCUGGCACACUCCAAUUCUGCGGUGGCUAUCUUGAUCAGAAUUAUGAACAACAGCCAUGGAUAAAACGUGACGGUAACGUGAGCGACUCCAAGCCUAAGGGGUUCAUCUGCCCUGUUGGAUCCUAUUGCGUUGAAGGAGACAAUCCCUACAAUAAGACUAUGAGCUUCGACGACAUCCUGCACUCGCUCGAGCUUGUAUUUGUGAUCAUGAGUUCGAAUACCUUCACAGACCUCCUUUACAACACGACUGACAGCGAUUACCUCGUUGCUGCCCUAUUCUUUGCUUGCGGCUUUGUCAUUCUGAGCUUGUGGAUGGUAAACUUGCUAGUGGCAGUCAUCACCCACUCAUUCCAGGUCAUUCGUGAGGAAAGCAAACGAAGUGCCUUUGCUUCGCAAAACAUUGAGGGUGACGAGGAGGAAGAUGAAUCCUCGCGCAAACUCAGCAAUCUGAAGCGCUUCUACGACAAAACAUACUGGUUUUGGAUCGCCGUCAUUGUAUUCGACCUUGUGAUGCAAGCCUUGAGGAGCUCAAGUAUGGGCCCUGACAGGAGACAGCUAAUUGAUGUUUGCGAGACCAUCGUGACAUUUGUUCUACUCGCCGAGAUCAUACUGCGAUUUGUCACUGACUGGCGCAAAUUUCAUCAACCGCGUCGCAACUGGGUCGAUUUGGGGCUGGUGAUCAUUACCUGCAUCAUCCAGAUACCUGCGAUCAAGAACUCGGGACGGCCAUAUUCAGUUCUCACCCUUUUCCAGAUUCUCCGCGUUUAUCGUGUCGUUUUAGCGUUCUCCGUGACCAGAACUUUGAUCACUCUCGUUUUCCGCAACGCCGUCGGUCUAAUCAACUUGAUUAUCUUCGUGUUUCUAAUUACAUUUCUUGCAUCUAUUUUCGCGACUCAGCUUUUCCGCAGCCAGAUACCCCGGGAGGAUGACGAUGGCGGCCUCAUCGAUAUCACCUUUGCUGACAUUUACAACUCUUUUCUUGGCAUGUACCAGAUUCUUUCCAGCGAGAACUGGACCGGCGUUCUCUACAACGUAACAUCGUACACUUACGACUUCAACACUGCAUGGAUCUCUGCAACUUUCGUCGUUUUGUGGUUUGUCCUCGCUAAUUUCAUCAUCCUGAAUAUGUUCAUUGCUGUCAUCCAGGAAAGUUUCGACGUUUCGGAAGAUGAAAAGCGACUUCACCAGGUCCGAGCGUUCCUGGAGCAGAAGCAAGUCAAUGGCGCGUCACAGGGCAAUCUAUCUUUAUCCAAGAUAUUGAAGAUUGGGCGGCGCACAUCUCGUUUUAAAGACCCACUUGAUCACGGGCCGGCAGCACUAGAUAUGCUUCUGAAGGAUGCUGUUGUCCGCGAGUUUCUGGACGAAGAGAUGCCAUCAGAGAAUCAACGGCGCGAGGAUGGCCCGCUAGAACGGAGUGCGACGACUGGGGAAGGACUUGUGCAGCCUGGAGCGAUCUCACGCGCAUGGACUACCGUCACAACAUCAGUCAUGCGGCGAGAGCCGAAUCCCUUCUACUCGAAACUGAAGAUUUCUGGAGCAUACGAGGAGCUAGGGCCUCAAGGGAUGGCCAAAGAGGUCGUCACGGCCGCCGAGCAAAGAAAGCGUGCCCAACGAGAAUACCUAAUACGCCAUCCGAACUAUAACAAGUCCUUGUUCCUGUUCAAGCCAGAUGACCGCAUCCGAAGGCUCUGCCAGUGCAUUGUUGGUCCAGGGCGCGGGCAUCAACGUGUAGAGGGUGUGGACCCCUUCAAGCCCGUAUGGUACACCUUUUCCGCCUUUGUCUAUGCUGCUAUCGUGGCCAUGGUUAUUCUCGCCUGUAUAACCACGCCGAUUUACCAGAGCGAGAACUUUCAAACGAACAGGGACUGGUUCACGUACACCGAUUUGGGCUUUGCAAUUCUUUUCACUAUUGAAGCUAUUAUCAAAGUGAUUGCUGAUGGAUUUUUCUGGACGCCUAAUGCUUACUUUCGUGGCUCCUGGGGCUUCAUUGACGGCAUUGUGUUAGUCACUCUUUGGGUCAAUGUGCUAAGCAGUUUGACUUCGGACAGGGGCGUCUCGAGGGCUAUUGGUGCGUUCAAAGCUCUGAGGGCGCUGAGACUGCUCAAUUUCAGUGACAGUGCAAAGAAUACGUUCCAUUCCGUUAUCAUCGUUGGAGGAUGGAAAGUUAUUGCCGCUGCCUUGGUCUCGAUGAGUUUCCUGAUUCCAUUCGCCAUCUACGGUGUUAAUCUAUUCGCUGGACAAAUGGUCGAAUGCAAUGAUGACAAUUUCGAAGGAGCAUUGAGCGCGUGCGUUGGCGAGUUCAUGAGCUCACCGUAUGACUGGGAAGUUCUUGCGCCUCGAGUGGCUUCCAACCCUUUCUAUGACUUUGACAAUUUUGGCAACUCGCUCUUCAUCCUCUUCCAGAUUGUCUCACAAGAAGGGUGGACAGACGUCCAGGCAAAGGCAAUGGCUAUUACAGGGGUAGGGCAACAGCCAGAGUCCUUUGCAGCACCGGAGAACGGGUUGUUCUUCAUCGUGUUCAAUUUGCUCGGUGCUGUCUUCGUCCUAACCCUGUUCGUGUCUGUGUUCAUGCGUAACUACACUGAGCAGACUGGAGUUGCCUUCUUGACCGCUGAGCAGCGAUCCUGGCUCGAAUUGAGGAAGCUCCUCAGACAAGUCUCGCCCUCCAAGCGUCGGUCCACCGAGAAAACCACCAGUUGGAAGCAGUGGUGUUACCGAGUAGCCUACAAGAAACAUGGCCGCUGGGCGAGAACUGUUACAACAAUUCUUGUGCUUCAUCUCGUGUUGCUGAUUAUCGAAUUCUAUCCCGAAAAUGCGACAUGGGACUUGAUUCGAGACGCCAUCUUCUUCGCGUUCAAUUUCUUCUAUGCGGGCAAUGUCAUUCUGCGCCUAUUUGGACUGGGCUGGCAGCGCUUUAGAAGGAGCUCUUGGGAUCUCUACGCGUUGUUUGUUGUGCCAGGCACUAUCGUCACCUCGAUUCUCAACUUUACAUCAUCAGGGACUCAGGCGAUUGUUGUGCUGAGCAAGCUCUUCCUCGUCGCAAUAACCUUGCUUCUCAUUCCUAGGAACAACCAACUCGAUCAACUGUUCAAGACGGCCGCGGCUAGUCUGACUUCCAUUGGAAACCUGCUGGCAACCUGGUUUGUUCUAUUCCUCGUGUAUGCAAUCGCGAUGAACCAAGCUUUUGGCCUGACAAAGUUCGGUGCCAACGAGAAUGGGAACAUCAACUUCAGAGAUAUUCCCAGAGCUUUGAUUUUGCUCUUCCGACUCAGCUGCGGUGAGGGAUGGAAUGAGCUCAUGGAAGAUUUUGCGGGAAUGGAACCCCCGUUUUGUACUGAUGGCGAUAUCUCAAACUUUGCGAACGACUGCGGAAGUAAGGGCUGGGCUCGAGCGCUCUUCAUAUCAUGGAACAUUAUCAGCAUGUACAUCUUCGUCUCGCUGUUCGUCUCUUUGAUUUUCGAGAGUUUCUCCUACGUCUACCAAAGGAGCAGUGGACUUUAUGUCAUUAGCCGUGAGGAGAUUCGCCGCUUCAAGCAAGCCUGGGCCGAGUUCGACCCGGAGGGCACUGGCUAUAUCUCCAAAGAACACUUUCCACGGCUACUCAGGGAACUCACCGGCGUUUUUGAAGUGCGCAUCUACCAGGGCGAAUUCAUGGUCCCACGUAUCCUCGACGAAUGUAGGGUCGACAAGCGCGACUCACUUCUUGCUCACCGACGAGUGGUUGAGGGUGUCGAUCUUGACAAGCUCGCGAGGAUCAUCCGGAAGAUACCACUCAACACCGUAAGGGAACGCCGUAAGCGACUUAAUGAGUUCUAUGAAGAAAUCCUGGUGUCUGCAGACCCCGUGCUGGGUAUCUCAUUCCAUUCUUGUCUAAUGAUCCUCGCACACUACAACGUCAUCAGCGACAGCAAGAGCUUGAAGCUUGAAGAAUUUUUACGGCGUCGCGCAAAGCUGCAGCGUGUUGAGGAGGCCGUUCGCCGCAACACAGUCAUCGGCUUCUUCAAAACUCUCACCGCAGCCCGGGAGUUCCGCCGAAAGAUCGACCAGAAACGCUCCGCCCGUAUGACCUUCGUCCCACAAUUCAACGUUCCCGAAAUCUACGUCGACGAUGAACCCCAGCAAGGCCAGUCCGAAGACCACCCAAACACGGGACAAGACGGAACAAGCCCGGCCCAAGAAUGGUCCAUGCUCUCACCAAGCCGGUCAGAAGCUGGUCCCUCCCAGCUUCCCCGCCUCGACACAAGCGUUGCCGGUCGACCGAACCCAGAAGAGCGCUCCCCGUCCGAAUGGUCGAAUAUCAGCAUCUCCCUAUCGCCCAACAGGGAUCGGGCCAACACAACCGGCUCCUAUGACCCCGGGCCGGAACGACCCACCUUCGAACCGCCGCGGUCGGCAGACCACUCGCGCAACAACAGCGCGAUGAGCGUGAACGACGUGAUGGCUUCGCUCGGUGACUCCGCCUGGGGCGAGAGUAUCCGCCGCAGUUUCACGCAGCGGCGACGAUCGAGGGAUGAGACAUGA
Aspergillus calidoustus is the source of this 6315-nucleotide messenger RNA. Lineage: Eukaryota; Fungi; Ascomycota; Eurotiomycetes; Eurotiales; Aspergillaceae. The record is from the annotation of a GenBank genome assembly.